AUUAGCGUAAAAUUAAAUGAUUUAAUUAUUUCACAUUUAUGAAUUCCUUGUCUUGAAUUUAUGACGCAAAUAUUCCUACCGAUUCCAAUUAUUUCCUUUACUUCAAAAACAGAUAUAAAACAUUUCAAGUCCUUAUUCUGGUUUCGACAGAUAUUCCGUCAAUCAAAACGCGUAUAUAUAAGGAAUAAAAAUCUUACGGUACUCAAACAGAAUUUUCUCAUCUCACAAUGAAAGAAAUUACGAUUAAUCGAAAGUGUAAAAAUUUGAAACUAAUCCAGUUUACAUUAUUUUUGGUAUUAAUAACCAUUUCUAAUGGAUUUCCUGCAAAUCACGAUGAAGAUAUGAAUAAUGAGAUUAUAUCACCAAAUUCGCAUCAAUUUCUAAAUUGGAUUGUAUCCGUUUUAAGAAAAAACGAUUUUUUAAGCCAACCAAGCGAUAUUCCUUUAAUUCCAUAUCAAUUUCCUCCGAAUGGAAAAAGGAAUUCUGCGGAACUAACUAGUUCAAUUAUGGCCAUACCUCGAACUAUAAUCGAUAAUGGAAAGUAACAUCAUCUAAAGUUUAUCUCAAUUUAUAAUAUUUUCUCUAAAUAGUCGGGCCAUAGAAUUCUUGCUUAUUAGUAGUAGAAAAUUGUUUAAUAUUUAUUGGAAAAUAAAAUUGUAUGUGUAA
Onthophagus taurus is the source of this 666-nucleotide messenger RNA. The record is from RefSeq and is a predicted model, not a curated record. NCBI's taxonomy places the organism in Eukaryota, Metazoa, Arthropoda, Insecta, Coleoptera, Scarabaeidae.